Molecule: messenger RNA, 2601 nt
Organism: Scylla paramamosain (green mud crab)
Lineage: Eukaryota; Metazoa; Arthropoda; Malacostraca; Decapoda; Portunidae
Product: kin of IRRE-like protein 2
Exons: 16
Coding region: 23-2116 (697 amino acids)
Molecular function (GO): protein binding
Source: RefSeq, a predicted model, not a curated record
CACAGCGAUCCACACCUCCGCCAUGGCCGUGGUGAAAGAGAGGGCGCGGCUGCCUUGUGACGUGACUUCCGUGGUGCCCGAGGACAGGAUAGUGUUGAUAUUGUGGUACCGAGGCACCACCGGUACUCCAAUAUACAGUUUCGACGCACGAGGAACAACAGUAGAAAACGGCAAACACUGGAAGGACGAGGAAGUUCUCAAAAAACGGGCUUACUUUCACCUCCUCCCGGGCAGCACGUGGGGCGGCCCCUCGGCUCCUGGCGCCCACCUGGAGCUGUUCCCGGUGAAGGACAGUGACCAAGAGAGUUACCGUUGCAGAGUGGACUACCUCCUCUCCCCCACUAAGAAUACAAUCGUCAACUUCACCGUCAUUAUCCCGCCGGAAAAGCCUCAGAUCUACAAUGCCUCCAAUUACUUGAUCGUGGGGAAGUCAGACGCCAGCAUCAUAGGACCUUACAAUGAGGGAGAACAGCUGGAUCUCAUCUGCAAAGUUACUGGAGGUCGUCCCACGCCUACUGUCAUGUGGUUCGUGAAUGAGGAGGCGUGGCAGGCACCGGUCACGGAGGAGGCGCCUGGAGUGAUCAGCGCCGCCCUCACCUUGCCGCAGCUCACCCGCCGCCACCUCCAUGCCGUGUUCGAGUGUAGGGCCUUCAACUUCAACGGCUCCAUGCCCGCCACAGCCACCGCCACGCUCGACAUGAACUUUCGCCCGCUCAACGUCACCAUCCUGAGCACACCGGACUACCUGAGCGCCGGCACGGAGUACGAGCUGGUGUGUCAGUCGUGGGGAUCGCGGCCGUCAGCUAUCAUCAGCUGGUGGAAGGGCGGCACCACGGCCCUCAAGGAUGCCCUCAUGACGACCUCCCCAGAUAGCAACGUGACCACCUCCAUCCUCAAGUACCGCGCCGAGAUGACCGACAGCGGAAAGCACCUUACGUGUCGCGCCAUCAACCAGCACAUCUCGCAGUCAGCACGCGAGGACAGCCUGCGCCUCAACGUGUACUACAAGCCUGUGGUGACACUACAGAUGGGGAACAACCUCAACCCAGAUAACAUUAAGGAGGGCGACGAUGUGUACUUCGAGUGCCACAUCAACGCCAACCCCGUGGUGCGUCACGUGUCUUGGCUGCAUAACGGCGAUCCGGUGGAGCAUCGCGGGAGCAAGGGAAUCCUCAUCCAGAACCAGACGUUAGUACUUCAGAGGCUCUCCAAAGACGCCGCAGGACUGUACACGUGCAAGGCCACCAACAGUGAGGGGGAAGGAACCAGCCAACCAGUAGCCCUUAGCAUCAAAUACAAGCCGUACUGCCGCCGCCACAGUAAGAACGUUUACGGCACGGCCCUGCACGAGCCUGCCAGCGUCACGUGCGAGGUGGAGGCCAGCCCGGGCCCCGUCACCUUCAGAUGGACCUUCAACAACACCUCCGAGCACCUGCCUAUCCCCGCCUCCGCCGUCACGUCCAAGGAGCUGGUGUCGGUUGCCAGCUACGCCCCCAAGAGCCACCUGGACUACGGCACGUUGCUGUGCUGGGCAUUCAACAGCGUCGGGGAGCAGGCCGUGCCGUGCGCCUUCGCCAUCAUCCCAGCAGGCCAUCCAGACCCGCCCAAGAACUGCUCCAUCGCCAACCAGACCACAGAGACCAUAGAGGUGGAGUGUGUGGCUGGUUUCGACGGCGGCUUGCCCCAGACCUUCUAUAUGGAGGUGUAUGACUCCAGCACGGGGGCGCUGCACCGGAACAUGUCCUCCCGCGAGCCACUAUUCUUGUUGACGGCUCUGAGACCCGGCCUGGCCUUCCUCAUGGUGACCUACGCCGCCAACGCCAAAGGUAGAAGUGACAAAGCGGAGCUGGAAACCUUCACCCUUAAAGUUGCUGAGAAGAGAACAGGUCCCCCUGCGCUGCUAGAAUUCACUCCUUUCCUCGGCAUCGUCCUCGGAGUCGUCCUCGUCAUCUUCCUCGUUGUCAUCGUCAUUAUCGUCGUCUUUAAGUUCCGGAAACCACAGGUCAGCCGCCCGGAGGAGGGGGAAGCAGUCGGGGAGGAGUUUAAGAGUGACCUAGAAAAACAAGCCGGUGGGGGGCGUGGUGCUGCGUGCCCGCCCGAAGGAAGGUCCCAGUGAGGCGGAGGACAAGGACCCUGACAUCAUCCCCCCCCAUGCCGAGUCAAUAAUGACGAGGCCGCCUCCUCCUGCAGACCUCAUGACCUACACGACCUAUGAGGAUCUGGAGCUAGGCGGCGGCGGCGGCGGUGGGGGCGGCGGCGGCAUGAGCCAGUCCCAGUUCGGUGCCAAAUUCGAGCCAGCGCCUCCCGUAAGAGCUUCUCCAUUACAGGCGUCACCUCCGCCUUCCUUUUACUCCCAAGGUUAGUGUGUUCAGAGGCGCUUUUUGGCAUGACGGGGCCGCCGCGCCAGCGCCACGACAUGCAGCCUCGCAGCCACACACACACACACACACACACUCCAGUGUCCAGCGUAACCAGGCGGACGCGGGCGGGGAACUGAACUACGUGGAGCUGUCCCUGCCGCCUGAAAAUCUUCCUGGAGGAGGCUACAGCGACGAGGACCCCUGCAUGUACCCCUCCCUGGGCCACCGGAGGAGCCUGUGC